Messenger RNA from Aspergillus novofumigatus IBT 16806, 2178 nucleotides. RefSeq lists its product as uncharacterized. The coding region runs from base 1 to 2178 and encodes 725 amino acids. The transcript is spliced from 7 exons. Gene Ontology annotation, molecular function: protein binding. NCBI's taxonomy places the organism in Eukaryota, Fungi, Ascomycota, Eurotiomycetes, Eurotiales, Aspergillaceae. The record is from RefSeq and is a predicted model, not a curated record.
AUGCGGUUCGAUUGGCAAAGAUUAGCUGGCAUAUCUGUCCUUUUGGUUGGCCGUUCGUCAGCGCAAGGAUGGAAUGUCAAUGUGUCCAUGUGUAACUGGGAUCAAGUUCGAGGUAAACUCCGUCAAGGUGUCCCAGUGCUGCAAUGCUCACAUGUCCCAGAUCAUUGUGGUGGAAGCGGGAACGAUGACGGGCUGCUCUACUACCUUAAUCUUGCCACAUCGUUCGAUACAACAACCUCAAACCUCACUGCGUUGUUCGGCAACCUUUCUAAAGCAGGAGGAAUCGCAAACAAUAUCGCCCCGACCUACCGCGAUGGAGUCAUGUUCGCUAACGACAACGAGUUAUAUCUUUACGGUGGCCUCCUUCGUCUCACAGACAGUCAAGACCCCCCGGCCGACAACGCCGUUCUCGGCUACGAACGAUACCAGUACGGCCCAGAACGAGAAUCCUGGCAACCAGGUUUCAUCAUCGACAAUCUCGACAGCGGCGUGACGAGAUACGCGACGAAUGGCGCCGGCGUCUCUGCACCAAGCGAGAAACUCGGGUUCUACUUCAGUGGUAUGCGCGGCAAGGACUGGGGACCUGUCUAUGCUGAUGAUGAAUCGGCCAAUGUUACAUCCGACCGUAUGAUCAAGGUGGAUAUGUCUAGUAUGCGCGAAAACAAGUGGUCCAAUCUGUCGUUACCGACAUAUGUCCCUCCGCGUGCUAAUGCGGAGCUCGUUUGGAUUCCAGUCGCUGAGUCUGGGGUCCUGGUUGCGAUUGGGGGUGUGAUUAUUCCAGCCACAAUCUUUUCGUCUGAAGGAUUGACGAGCGCGCAGCAGAAUGCGAGUAAGAGGGCAAGCCAGGGGUUUAUGGAGACAGUGUCUGUCUACGAUGUCAGCGGCGAUAAAUGGUAUCUGCAAAACACCACAGGGGACAUUCCUCCUCAGCUGACGCAGUUUUGCUCGGUUUAUGCCAGUGCAGCGGACGGAUCUUCACACAAUAUCUAUAUCUACGGCGGCUACGACGGGCUGAGCACGGAGAACACCCCGUCCGACGAUGUCUAUGUCCUCUCCCUACCCUCCUUCAGCUGGAUCAAGCUUUACAGUGGAAACAGCAUCCAUGGCCGGAGUGGUCACCGCUGUGUCAAACCGUAUCCAGACCAAAUGCUUGUCCUCGGAGGAGUGCGUCUUAACCCUACGCAUUGCCUCGACGGUGGAGUGAUCCGAGUAUUCAACCUGAAUACCGCCAGGUUCCAGAACGCCUACAACCCAAAAGUCUGGAGCGAGUACAAAGUCCCGGAUCUGGUCACUGCCGUCAUCGGGGGAGACUCCAGAGGCGGGGCCACAAAAGUAUCACCAACCUCCUGGACCAAUUCCUCUCUUGCAGAUCUGUUCAAAACCAAGUAUACCAAGACCAUCAGCACCUGGUAUCCCUACAACAGUACCACCAGCGGCUCACCCACCAUCGCCCCUGUCGCAGACAAAGGCUCCAGCUUCCCCCGCUGGGCCGGUGCCAUCAUCGGCGUUAUUCUAGGCCUCCUUCUCAUCACAGCAGCGGCCAUAUUCUGGUGUCUCCGGCGCCGUCGCAAGCUUCACGAAUCACGAUCCACAAGCGAGCAAUCAGCUCGAUCCUGGAUUCUGCGGUGGAUUCACACUGGGGGGUUGACGACUGGCGUGCCGAAGUCAGGCGACACCACGGCGUCAACGGGGCACAGUGCAUUCGCAAAUAAUUCAAAUAUCACGCCGGCGACAGCGGUGUCACCCCGAAGUGUGGAAGCAGGUGGUGAUCCCGUUUACGAGAUGCUAGGCCACACAACCACACUCCCCGUGGAACUUCCCACGCCGUACAACAAUAACCCACUCCCCAGUCCGGUUUCAACUUCCGACGUGUCGGGCACUGACUAUGUGUCUCCCGUGACGGUUAGCACGCCCAGUACAGAGGGCGAACCGAGCCCUGUUAGACCGCCGCAUCAUCGCCAUAUGUCUAGUUUAUCAACUGUGCCGACUAUAUCAAAUGUGAUGCGGGAGAAGAAUGGCCAGCGGCAGACAUAUAGGUCGGAUAGCUCGGAAGGAAGCGUUGAGCUUGACUGUCCGAGGGGUGUGGAGCUGAGUGGAAGCACUCCCCUGGGAGGGAGAUUGGAGACAACAAGAGAGGUUGAUGAGGUUGAAGGAUUGGGAAUAAAGGAAUUGCCGUAG